GCGUGCGGCCCGCCCCUUUUCUCUCUGCUGGGGGGGAAUGGGGGCUGCCGCGCCCUGACCGACUUUGGAGUGAGGGGGAAGCGUUGAGGGAUCUUCCCUUCCCUCCACCCCAUCCCGUUCCCCUCCCUGCGGUCCCGCCCGGUAGGUGGGAGAAGAAGGAGGUCGGGUGAUGGGAAUGGAGGAGGGGAACGUUUGUGUCCUCAGGGCCCAGGCCGGUAGGCCGUGACGCAGUGCUGUUGUUGUCCCAGCCCACAGGUAGCCGGCCCGGCGACCUCCUCAGGGGUCAGAAGUCAUGGCAGGCGCCAUGCCAAGAGAGGCCCAGGCCGCGCCAACUGCGGCUUCUGCUGGCGGCGACGACCUGGACGCUGCCGAAGGCUCCUCCACUUAUGGCGAACAAGGCCUCAGCUUCACCACCACGGACCUCAACCUGGUGGAGAUGACGGAGAUCGAGUACACCCAGCUGCAGCACAUCCUCUAUUCCCACAUGGAGGCCCAGGCCAACGAAGGGGACCUGGAGUCCCGGCUGAAUAACGCCUUCGCGAGUAACGGCGGAUCGAGUCAGGCCCAUUACCAGCCCCCCAGUAACUCCAGUCAACCCACCUUCCCCGGGGGCCCUGGAAGCCAGUCGGUGUAUCCAGUGCUUUGCCAGUCGGGUCUGGCCCCCGAUGGUAAUUUUGUGGGCCCGAAUCAGUGCCUGGGACACGUCGAUUUUCAGGAGCUCAGGAUGAUGCUGCUCAGUGAAGCCAAUUUGCCGGUGACUGUUGCGAACCAGGGGGAGAAAACGCCCAACAGCAACUCUAUAGAGGCCAUCGGCCAUGGCGUUGUAAGAGUGAAACAUGGGGAAAACAUUGGUGGCUCAAAUAAGGAAAACGUAGCUGCCGAGAAUCUGGCUCCAGUGCCGGAAACAAGAUGUAAAUCCGGAGUUCGGGUUCGCUUGGAAGACAGAUUCAACAGCAUCCAGACAGAAAUACCCCGGUGCCAAGAAUCCCAGGAAUCUGGAGUUACUCUUAACAAUUUGGUAACCCUUAUUCGCCAUCCACCAGAACUGAUGAAUGUUCCUCUUCACCAGCAGCAGAACAAAUGUGCCACACUGGUGAAAAAUAAGACUGCAGCUGCCACUACUGCUUUGCAGUUUACAUAUCCAUUAUUUACCACAAGUGCCAGUUCUACUAGUGGAAAUGCUAGUAUUUCCCAAACACAGAGUUCUAGUAAUUCAUGUUCUAUACUUGAAACUGCCAAACAUCAGGAUGUUGGGUUGCCCAGGACAUUUUCAUUCUGUUAUCAGCAAGAAAUUGAAUCAACUAAACAGACCGUAGGUAGUAGAAACAAGACUUUACCUGAGCAGGUUUGGAUUAAAGUAGGAGAAGAAGCGUUAUGUAAACAAGCCAUAAAUAAAAGAAAUCGCAAUCGAAUGCGUCAGUUGGACACAAGUGUAGAACGGAGAGCUCUUGGUGAAAUUCAAAAUGUAGGAGAAAACCAGAGCAACACAACGCCCCAAGCUGUUUGGCAAUCUUCAGAGGCGACGCAAUCAAGUGUAGAAGAUCAAAGUCAAAGUGGACUACUUGGAGGGCGCUCUCAGCGCCGGGAGAGGCAUAACCGCAUGGAAAGAGACCGCAGGCGCAGAAUCCGGAUUUGUUGUGAUGAGUUGAAUCUUCUAGUUCCAUUCUGCAAUGCUGAGACAGAUAAAGCAACAACUUUACAGUGGACAACAGCAUUCCUGAAAUACAUUCAGGAAAAACAUGGGGAUUCCCUGAAAAAGGAAUUUGAGAAUGUGUUUUGUGGUAAAACAGGCCGAAGACUAAAGCUGACCAGACCAGACUCUUUGACAUGUGCAGUCCAGGAAAACCUACACCAUAGCCCAGAGAUGGAGAUAAAGUAGUCUGAACUGAGUACCUAGUAUUUUUAUAGAUGCAAAGAUGAUCCAUCUCUACUUUUCUCCAGUUUUGGAAUUCUACUGAUGGGCUACUUUAAUGUUGACACUUCAGUUUUUUAAAGGGAUUCCACAAUUGAUUUACUUGUAAAAUAUAUUUUGUAAGUAUAAGUUAUCUAAAACAUAUUUAUUUAUGCAUGUCCCUCUUAGACCUGUUGAGGAUGAGAGCCAGUGCAAAAGUAUCUUCACAGUUAGGACUUCCUCAAUUAUCUAUCAAAAUCCAAUUUUUUAACAUGUUGUAAAAUAUUCUAUCUAGAUUUGUGUUCUGUCUUGAACAAUACCUAAAUAUGCACUUUACAUUUGGAACAUUUAAAGUUAAAUUGUUCUUGAGUAUACCUUAAGUAAUUAGAUGAUAUUGAGUUGUUUACCUUUCCUAAGCUUAUAUUUUUAUCCAUUUGGUGCUGUUUGUGGAAUACAGUACUAUUUUAAAUAAACUUUUACCACCCAAAA
This is a messenger RNA of Tachyglossus aculeatus (Australian echidna), 2380 nucleotides long. RefSeq names its product transcription factor like 5 (gene TCFL5). The record is from RefSeq and is a predicted model, not a curated record. Lineage: Eukaryota; Metazoa; Chordata; Mammalia; Monotremata; Tachyglossidae. Gene Ontology annotation, molecular function: DNA-binding transcription factor activity, RNA polymerase II-specific; protein dimerization activity; RNA polymerase II cis-regulatory region sequence-specific DNA binding. The transcript has 6 exons. The coding region runs from base 293 to 1879 and encodes 528 amino acids. Gene Ontology annotation, cellular component: nucleus. Gene Ontology annotation, biological process: regulation of DNA-templated transcription; spermatogenesis.